CAAGAAUGGGAUGCUUAUUAGGUAAAAUUUUCUUUUAAAAAAGGAAUAUGCCCAAAGAAAUAACCAAAAAAAAUAUAUCACGUAGAAAAUAACAAACAUGAAAAAUAUCAAUAAUAAGCCCAUUAUUAAACACAUACACAUUAAGAAAUAAAUUAUCCAAAUUUCUAAAAAAAUCCUGAACAUUAAAAGUAGAAUUCAAUAAUUCGAUAAUAAUGUUAAUUAGCAACUUAAGAAUGUGAUCAUUCCAAAAGAAAAACAUUUUUGGCGAAUUCUUAUUAAAUAAAUGACGAUUAAUGGGAUCAAAAUUGUGAGAAAUAUGAUUUCGAUCUUAUAAAUCUAAAAGAUUAAUCUUUACUCCUUUUCUAAAAUAUUCAGUUUUAUUGUGAUCAAAAAAAAUUGAAAAUAAAAUCAUCUCAAGGUUAUGAUUAUGAAGUUGAAGGGUUUAUUUACAAAACUGAAUACGAUAAAAACAAAAAUCCAAAAUUUACAAUAUAGAAAGGGAUUUUUUAGAUAAAUUUAGAAAAAAAAGAAUUUUAAUUAAAUGGGGAAGGUGUGGAAUAUUGUGGGAAAUCAGAAAUAAUCAAACAUUAAGGAAAAUUUGAAAAAGGAAAAUUUUUAGAAGAUCCAAAAAUUAUGAAUUGUAAUUAAAAUCAAAUGGAGAAAAAGAAGCAGCAUACAAUAAUUAUUAUUGAUAUGGAUACUGGAAAGUAGGUUAAUUUAAAAUAAAAUAAUAGAAAGGCAAAAAAUUAGGUUUAACAGAUAUGGUGCAAAUAUAAUUAGUAGAUUUCAAUUAAUGAUAUUUCUAUUUUAGAUAGUAGAAAAUGGCUUACUAGUUCUAUUAUUGAUGGCUAUGUUCUUAAACUUAAUCUAGAAGGUGAAGAAAAAUAUUUUCAAUUUAAAUAAUCAAAGAGGAAAGAAAUUAAAAGAAUAUUAUUUUUACCAAGUAGUUUUACUACAAAUUUUGGUGAUAAAUAUGAUUUAGAUAAAGUAAAGAAAUUAAUGAAAUAAGAAUUACUUGAAUAUUCAUAAAUGAAUUUAGAAAUAACAAAAAUUUAUAAAAAAAUAGGAUUACCUAUUAAUUAAAGAAAUUUUCAUUGGUAUUUUUUGUUAUUUGAUGCUGAAUUAGAAUAAGUUGAGAUUUUUGACUCUUCAUCAAUGUUUUAUGAUAAACAAAAAUCUGACGAAAAAUUAAUAACAACUUUAGAAAUGUUAUUUAAGAUGAACAUUAACAAUAAGAUGAAUCACUAAAACUCAGGCCAGCAACGAGAUAGUUAUUCUUGUGGAUAUCGUGUUUGUAGUUUUAUGAAAUUUUGUUUUGAGAAAUAAUUUAAUGAAACGAUUUCCUAUAAAUAUGAUGAAUCAAAAAUCAUUAAAAUUUUAAAAAAUACAAUAGUAUAAGUUGAUUGA
Molecule: messenger RNA, 1407 nt
Organism: Paramecium sonneborni
Lineage: Eukaryota; Ciliophora; Oligohymenophorea; Peniculida; Parameciidae
Source: the annotation of a GenBank genome assembly